ACAUAGGGAUGAUUCGGGUAGAACAGAACAUGAUAACAUCGUUGUCCAGUGAAGAGAUGGCAGAUGUGACCAUGUAGUGACUCACCUCGCAAUCUAGGAGAAUUCCAACGGACAUACUCGUAUCACCAUGGUCUAUGGAUUUAUCAACCUGUGUCUGAAGUCUCUGGUUGUGGAGAAGUUCGGAGAAGAAGCCUGGGAAAAUAUCAGGCACCAGGCUGAUGUGGAAGACAGCUUCAUGACGUACACAUAUUAUGAUGACGUACACACCAUGACGCUUAUAGACGUCGCCUGUCAGAGCCUCGCUGUUGAGAAGAGCACGGUCCUGAUGCUUUUCGGCGAGUUCUUCUUCGAGUUCUGCGUGCGCUCGGGGUACGACCACAUGUUACGGACACUCGGCGGGAACCUGGUGGAGUUUAUAGAGAAUCUGGACUCCCUGCACUCCUACCUGACUCUGGCGUACGACAAGAUGAACGCGCCGUCCUUCAGGUUGGAGAAAGUGGACAGCAACAUGUUCCUGCACUACUACUCUGAUAGGAAAGGACUGGCGCCCAUGGUCAUAGGAAUCGUCAAAGCUGUGGCAAGAGACUUCUUCCAGAGCGAGGUGACCAUGGACAUCUUGAGUGAGGACAGAGAAGAGGAGAGGACGAGAAAGAAGGAGCACGUGGUGUUCUCGGUGACCCAGAGACGGCUGGGCGGGACGGCGACUCAGAAACCUCCCAAAUACGUGGCGCAGUCACACAAGGGCAGCGAGCAGCAGAUUAGGAAAGAGGAUGUUGAGAACGUCCUGUCCAAGCUCGCCCAGCAGAACGGGGUGUGUCCGUUCCCGGGAAACGGCACCACGCCGAAGGUCAAGGCCAAGCGGUGCUGGGACAAGCUCAGGGGUAUCGUCACCAUGGGGAAACUCACCAGCGUGUUCCAGCCCAUCUACCCGGACGACUUGUGGAUGGACCCGCGGACCUUCUGUAACAUCCUGCCCUUCCACAUCAUCUUCGACCAGCAGCUGCAGAUCAAACAAUCAGGAAUCAACAUCCAGCGGAUCGUACCAGGCAUCCAGACCAUCAACAUCAAGGUUAACGACUAUUUCGAGCUCAUCCAUCCCGAGAUUCCCCUCAGCUUCGAGCAGAUUAAGAAGUUCAUCAACAGUCAGUUUAUCCUGGAGGCCAAACGUCUGAUGAUGCCCGCCGCCUGGGGAGGACGGCCGACGUUACAGCUCAGGGGCCAGAUGAUCUGGAUGCCCGGUAUACAGUGUAUGAUCUACAUGUGUUCCCCCAAGCUGACCAGCCUGAAAGAGCUGGAGGAGAGGAACAUGUACAUGUCUGAGAUCGCGCUCCAUGACGUCACGCGAGAUCUCAUCCUGCUGAACCAGCAGCGUCUGGCUGAGAUCGAGCUGGCAAAACAGUUAGAGGAGAAGAAAGAGGAGUUGCGGAUGAUGUCUGAGGCUCUGCAGGAGGAACAGAAGCGCACGGACAUGCUGCUGUACUCCAUGUUACCCCGCCAGGUCGCCAACAAGCUGAGGGAGGGGCGGAAAGUAGAAGCAGGUGAGUAUGACGAGGUGACGAUCCUGUUCAGUGACAUCGUGACGUUCACGAACAUCUGUGCGAUGUGCAAGCCCAUCCAGAUUGUCCAGCUGCUGAAUGAGAUGUACCUCAGGUUCGACAGGCUCACCACAGUCCACGAUGUUUAUAAGGUUGAGACGAUAGGAGACGCCUACAUGGUUGUGGGUGGACUGCCUGUUCCGGUGAAGUCUCACGCGGAGAGAGUGGCUAACAUGGGGCUGGGGAUGCAGAUGGCAGCCGGGCACGUCAAGUCACCUGUCACCGGCAAGCCUAUCCAGAUCCGCGUAGGUAUCCACACGGGCCCCGUGGUGGCGGGAGUGGUGGGGGAGAAAAUGCCGAGGUACUGUCUGUUCGGCGACACCGUCAACACCGCGUCACGGAUGGAGAGUCAUGGAGUACCGGGAAAAGUCCACAUCAGUCCCGCUACAUACAAAGCUCUACGUGGGAAAAGCUUCAUCAUCAAAGAGCGCGGUGAGAUCAGUGUGAAGGGGAAAGGCCCGAUGUACACGUACUACGUGGUGGCUAACGGCGAGGCCACGGAGGACAUGCUGAUGGGCCGGCCUCCGCGGAGCAGGCGGUCCUCCCGCAGUAUCACGCCGUCUCCGGCCAAGACAGGCGGGGCGGAGGAGGAGAAGGGCGGGCAGAACCUCAAGUCACCGGCAUCCGGGAAAGUCAAAGGUGACGAACCAGAUUCAGACAUGGUGGUGAUGGUGUAUGAAGACAGUCAUGAAGUGUCCGGACAACAGGUCAAUCCGCCUGGCAGUACAAACACGUGCAACGGUGUAAACAAAGGAAAGAAACAGAAGGAAGCUGACGGUACCCCCAAACGGCGAACCCUGUCCUCGGAGGACGAUCCCGUGAACCUCCCGGCGGACCCCAGACCACCGAAAGCCAAACCUAAGAGCAAACUGAAGAAAGAGAAGACAGAGUCAAAGUUGUGCGUCAUUUUGUAACGACAAGGUCAUAUUCGUCGUAGGUUGUCGUACGGUUUUUGAUGCCGUAGCGAAUUUUCAGGCAAGCUAUGACAAAAUAAACAGACGACAAGGAUCUAAGACAACAUUUUUUCGUAACAAGACAGCAGCAUUUUGCAGGACACAUGCAGGACUGUCUAAAGACUGCUCUCAGUAUGCGAUCGUGCGACGGUGGUACGACAUAUGUACAUAUGUGACCGAGCCCUAGCAGAACAGCAACACGAACUAUGGAAAAUUUACCUACAGAUUUGAUGCCAGGUUUUCAACCAGACCUCAGAUCGUCUUCUGGAAAACUGAGCGCUGAGUACCCGAUUAGCCAGAACACAUAACCUCCCGAGUGGAUGAUGACGCAAGGAAAGGGUCAAAGGUGCUUGGAAGUCGAUAUCGGCCCCGUCCAGGUUCUACUAGAACUCCGCUCACGAUAUAAGUUUACUCCCCAAAAUUUUAACCAUAACUAAACGCGUUUCCAAUAAGCGUAUAUUAACGUUAUUUCGAUUGAAACAGAUUAUAUCAUUCUACUGUUUCUACGAGUAAGCAUUUACGGCAUAUCAAGAACAUCGUGCAUUUUGAAUGGAUUCCGCAUGGAGUCCUGUCGCACAACUUGUUCAUUAACACAUACCAACCCAUGCGCCUUUUGUGUAAUAUUUGUAAGAUGUGAGACCUAGAUUGAGAUACCUGUUUAAAUAUGAUUGUAUAAAGUUGCUAUUGACAUAUACAAUGUAUUUGACAUAACGAGAAUAAGGUAACUGCAAUGGAAAACAGGUGGGCCAACGGCUAGUCCAUAACUUAUAUGUCUGCCAUUGAAAGUAUACUUGUAUGUCUUGUGUUUGAGAUACUAUUUAACAUUGUAUAUUGCAACACUUUUAUGUUGUGUUACUGAGAACAUAUAUGUAAAUUCUCAACUGAAUUACGUGUUAAUUUCAUUUGCAAGAAUCGUGUGAUCAGCUGAAUAGGUUACAAAUUAUCAGGAAAACGGGAAGUUAAAACGAUUAAACUUUUCUUCCAUUAUACACAUGUAUAUAUUUUCUAAAGAAGCUUGGUAUAGUCAUGGAGUUUCUAUCUCCAUGGUAUAGUACAGUACUGUAUUGUAUAAGAAUUUUCUUUUGUUAUCUAUAUGUGUGGAUUGGAUUUUGUCUGCGUGUUGACAAGACUGCACAUAGAAUUGUACAUUUUAUCUCUUCAUCUCUUGCUAUGUUUUCAUGUCUAAAUCAUGUUGUAUCAUUGUUCAGUGAGAAAACAACGUCAAUAUGAGAGUUCCAUUUUAUAUUAUGAUAUUUUCUUGCACUGAUGUUGAUAAUUUACUUUUAAAAGAUUGUAGAUUAAUAUAUUACCUGUCAUUUUAUUUCUUUUGUAUAUUUCGUUUUCAUUCCUGUCAGUGUAUGUCUUUGUCUGUUUUUUUGGCUAUGGAUAUAUAUGCGUUCACUGAUAAGAUGGCCAGUAUUGAAUAGCUAUAGAAAUAAAUAAAUGUACAAUCUAUUGUGCCAGCAUAUCGCUCUUUAAUUCUGCAGCACAAUAUUAAUGUUCUGAUUUUAUCCAGGAUGUCUUUGGUUGAUGUAAAAUAAUCUAUUAUCUGAUUGCAUGUGUAUCAUAUUUUAUAUUAGCCCAUUAUUUUACUGGGAUCAAAUAAUCUGUAGACAACAACAAGUCAACAGCAGAUUUUUGUAAAAAAGAUAACUCGAUAUGAGAUGGCAAGUGC
Molecule: messenger RNA, 4223 nt
Organism: Branchiostoma belcheri (Belcher's lancelet)
Lineage: Eukaryota; Metazoa; Chordata; Leptocardii; Amphioxiformes; Branchiostomatidae
Product: guanylate cyclase soluble subunit beta-2-like
Exons: 15
Coding region: 128-2509 (793 amino acids)
Biological process (GO): response to oxygen levels; cGMP biosynthetic process
Cellular component (GO): guanylate cyclase complex, soluble
Molecular function (GO): heme binding; guanylate cyclase activity
Source: RefSeq, a predicted model, not a curated record